This is a messenger RNA of Cebus imitator (Panamanian white-faced capuchin), 1624 nucleotides long. It is a transcript of the gene METTL22, whose product is annotated as methyltransferase like 22. The record is from RefSeq and is a predicted model, not a curated record. The transcript has 12 exons. The coding region runs from base 328 to 1545 and encodes 405 amino acids. NCBI's taxonomy places the organism in Eukaryota, Metazoa, Chordata, Mammalia, Primates, Cebidae. Gene Ontology annotation, cellular component: nucleus. Gene Ontology annotation, biological process: protein methylation. Gene Ontology annotation, molecular function: protein methyltransferase activity.
CGGGGGCGGGGCCGCGCCUGCGCAGACCCCCUGUUAUGGCGGCCGCCUAGUUCCGGCCGAGAGGGUGGUCGGGUGGGACUCCAGGCUGGGCCCUGCGCUGGCCCUGAGAUAGGUUCAAGAGAGCCUCCUUAUUCCCAGAUAGCUGAUUCUGCGCUGGAUUCUCUUCCCUGGCCAAGUCUCUGAGACCUCCUCCCAGGGUGAUGCAGAGCUACUGACUGUCUACCAGCUUGGACCUGUCUGCACUGUUUCCUCUGGGACCUGCCAUACUGAGAGCCUGCUCUCGCCUCGGAGGGGCUCCUGUCCCAGGACUAAGGUGGAGCCUGGGCCAUGGUGCAGCUGGCUCCUGCUGCAGCCAUGGACGAAGUCACCUUUAGAAGUGAUACUGUGCUGUCAGACGUCCACCUCUACACCCCAAAUCAUAGACACCUCAUGGUGCGGCUGAACAGCGUGGGGCAGCCAGUUUUCCUCUCCCAAUUCAAGCUUCUCUGGAGCCAAGACUCUUGGACAGACUCAGGGGCCAAGGGUGGCGAUCACAGAGAUAUUCACACAAAGGAGCCUCCUUCUGCUGAAACGAGUGGCACAGGGUCCCCGCCAGGAAGUGGCCACGGUAACGAGGGUUUCUCCCUCCAGGCCGGGGCUGACACCACUGGCCAGGAAGUGGCUGAAGCUCAACUGGACGAGGAUGGGGAUUUGGACGUGGUGAGGAGACCACGAGCUGCCUCUGAUUCCAGCCCAGCAGGGCCUCUGAGAGACAAGGUACAUCCCAUGAUUCUAGCGCAGGAAGAAGACGACGACAUCGUGGGAGAGGAAGCACAAGGCAGCCCCCACGAUAUCAUCAGAAUAGAGCACACCAUGGCCACGCCCCUGGAGGAUGUUGGCAAGCAGGUGUGGCGGGGCGCCCUUCUCCUGGCGGACUACAUCCUGUUCCGACAGGACCUCUUCCGAGGAUGCACGGCGCUGGAGCUCGGGGCAGGCACCGGGUUUGCUAGCAUCAUCGCAGCCACUAUGGCACGGACCGUUUAUUGUACAGAUGUCGGUGCAGAUCUCUUGGCCAUGUGCCAGCGAAACAUUGCCCUCAACAGCCACCUGGCUGCCGCUGGAGGUGGUGUAGUUAAGGUCAAAGAACUGGACUGGCUGAAGGACGACCUCUGCACAGAUCCUGAGGUCCCCUUCAGUUGGUCACAAGAGGAAAUUUCUGACUUGUACGAUCACACCACCAUCCUCUUGGCAGCCGAAGUGUUUUACGACGACGACUUGACUGAUGCUGUGUUUAAAACACUCUCCCGACUUGCCCAUAGAUUGAAAAAUGCCUGCACAGCCAUCCUGUCGGUGGAGAAGAGGCUCAACUUCACACUGAGACACUUGGACGUCACGUGUGAAGCGUACGAUCACUUCCGCUCCUGCCUGCGUGCACUGGAGCAGCUCAGGGAUGGCAACCUGCACUUCGUGGUGGAGCCCGUAGAGGCCUCCUUCCCGCAGCUCCUGGUUUACGAGCGCAUCCGGCAGCUGGAGCUCUGGAAGAUUGUUGCAGAACCAGUAACAUGACCCAUUGCCUCCACAAGGCACGGCAUCUUGACUGUUCUUAUAGUAGAUUUCUAUUAAAAUCAGAAGCUCACCAAAGCAA